AUGAAGUAUGAUUAUGAUAAGUUUAUAAAAUCUUUAAGCAUCUCUUGAAGAAAUAAUGACCGGGAUAUAUUUUAGGAAUAGUGUUGUGUUGAUUUGCGUGUUCCUGAUUUGUGCAUUCGUUGGGCAAGGCAAUUGUCAAGAUGGAAAUAACACAGAGUCUUUUAGCUGUGAAGGCAGAUGUUUUGAAGAAAUCGACGAAAAAUUUUCUUGUCAUUGCAAUAGACAAUGUAUAGCAUAUGAUGAUUGUUGCCAUGGGAAUGAUGUUUUCUUGGAAAUGUGUCAACCUAUGUGCGCUGAAAAAUGUCAAAUAUAUUUGCCAGACAAAGAAAGAUGUCAGAAAUGCGCAUUUACAAAUGGGAGUUGUGUGACAAACUUGGAGAUAUUUAAAUUUUCCAAACGACUUUGGAAAGAAAACACAUUUAAAUCCCGAUCUACGGAUUUUACUUUCAAUAAACAAGGACUCACAACGCCGCGAAACACUGUGGAUAAAGCUGACGGAAAAUUAUUUACCUACGUCAAUGAAUCAAUUCUGCAAUUGGAAUCAUUCCAAAAACUCAUCGCUUUAUUUGACAAUUAUGAAAAAGCAUUAGGAAUAAAUGAAACUUUCACAAAGAACAAGAAGAAAGAACAAAAUGCUUUCAUCAACUAUGUUUUGAGUACGCCAGUUGGAAAAGCUCUUCGGCAAUUUUUAGUUAAACAUGGUUUAUCGGGAUGUGGUAGAACAAGUGAUUUCAAGAAAAUAUUACGACAGAUAUGGUUCGCAAGUUUUUCAGGGAAAGAAGGAGCUAUGGACUCAAGUGGGUUUGAGCAUAUCUUUAUUGGGGAACAUUAUGAUAAUAAGACAACCGGUUUCCAUAACUGGGUGAGAUAUUAUCUUCUCGAGAAAGACGGGGAAAUUGAUUAUAGAGGUCAUUUGGAUAAACCAGAAGAUAACUUUGAGUCUGGAAGACAGAAAAUACAAUUUGUUUGGGAAGGACAUCGUAAGCCUAUAUCAUCGAUGUUUGUCGGGACAAGUCCGGAAUGGGAAUUUUGCGUUUACACAUUAUGCUUUCUAACGAGACCAGGCAUAAGGUGCAAAAUUUCUCUGGAAGAUUUGGAUGGAAACCCAUACGAUGUUGAAAUUCAGACAUACCCGUGGACAGAAAUUUUGCCACAAAACGGACUGCAUCAUAUUAGCACUGCUUUCAUCAUCUAACAAAAAAUUAUUAAAAUACGAAACAUGCAAAUUUAUAUUUGAAUAAAAUCAGAACAGAAUAA
This is a messenger RNA of Styela clava, 1257 nucleotides long. NCBI's taxonomy places the organism in Eukaryota, Metazoa, Chordata, Ascidiacea, Stolidobranchia, Styelidae. The record is from RefSeq and is a predicted model, not a curated record.